AUGGGUUCUGUUGAUUCCGGGACGUUCGACGUCAAAAAAAUCGCCAUCAUCGGCGCUGGCCCAUGUGAUAUCCGCCACCUUAUCCGCUUUUCAACCCAGGUCAAGAACGUCUCGCUUCGACGGGAAGGGAGCCAUGACCGCUGGGAUGUCGACACCGUGAACCUUCUCGAUGGCCAGAAAUCGAAGGAUACCUUUGACGCUGUCGUGGUAGCCAACGGGCACUACGCAACGCCAUUCAUCCCAGACGUCAAGAACAUCAAGGAAUUCGACGCCGCACAUCCCGGCGUGAUCUCUCACGCGAAGACGUAUCGCGUGCCCGAGGACUACGCCGGGAAGAAGGUGCUGGUCGUGGGCAACGCGUCUUCGGGCCUCGAUAUCGCCUCCCAGAUCAGCCGGCACAGCAAGAGCCCCCUGCUAUUAUCCGUGCACGAGCCUACUCCCGAUGAGAACUUGGAGCACGUCCGGGCCGAGGAGGUGCCCGCGAUAGAGGAGUUCCUCGUAGAGGAGAAGGGUGUCAGGUUCACCGAUGGCAGGGUGGAGAAGGACCUGGACGCCAUCUUAUACUGCACAGGGUGGGAGGAGGAAGAAGCCAAGAGGCACGGCAAGUCUUUCCACGUCUUCCCCAAGCUUGGCGAUGCCGACCUUCUUGAUGAGUUUCGCGACUGGGUCAAGCAAUCCAGCAGCAGCCAGGGCAAGGAGCCGCCAGUGUGGAACGCAGAGCAGAAGUGGGAGCGCGGGAUUUAUGUCGAGGGCAAAGCUCAAGUUCGAGACCACAGGGCGGAAGGCGAAGUCUCUCAAGGAACUCGGAUUCCCGUAUGA
Molecule: messenger RNA, 819 nt
Organism: Diaporthe citri
Lineage: Eukaryota; Fungi; Ascomycota; Sordariomycetes; Diaporthales; Diaporthaceae
Exons: 3
Coding region: 1-819 (272 amino acids)
Molecular function (GO): flavin adenine dinucleotide binding; N,N-dimethylaniline monooxygenase activity; NADP binding
Source: RefSeq, a predicted model, not a curated record